Molecule: messenger RNA, 402 nt
Organism: Astrephomene gubernaculifera
Lineage: Eukaryota; Viridiplantae; Chlorophyta; Chlorophyceae; Chlamydomonadales; Astrephomenaceae
Source: the annotation of a GenBank genome assembly
CGGUGAGGUGGGCGCCGGGGAGGAGGAUUGCGAGUGGGCCCCGCCGCUGCUGCCGUACCUGGCGCCCAUGCGACUGCCGCGGGGCGGGUGGCCGGAGUGGGCGCGGCGGGUGAUGGGGCCGCAGCUGCGCCUGCCGGUCACCAGCACCACGCUGGGAGCGUACGAGGCCUCCCAGCUGAGUCAGACGGAGCUGCGUGCCUUCGUGCAGCUGGCCAGCGUGCAGGAGGCGGCGCACCACCCCCGCAAGAAACGUCGCAUGCAAUACCGCAACAUCGCUCAAGCCAUGUCUAAACAGGCGUGGAGAAGCUGGAAGCAGCAGGUACGGGCGGCAGCAGCAGCAGCGGGGCCGGCAGCAGGCGGGCAGGACCCACCUGCUGCUGCUGGGGCGGCUGCUGCUACUGG